Molecule: messenger RNA, 1305 nt
Organism: Tinamus guttatus (white-throated tinamou)
Lineage: Eukaryota; Metazoa; Chordata; Aves; Tinamiformes; Tinamidae
Source: RefSeq, a predicted model, not a curated record
GUUUGAGCAUCCGAGGAGCCCAGGAGGAAGACCCUCCCGAUCCCCAGCUAAUGAGACUAGACAAUAUGCUUCUGGCAGAAGGAGUCUCAGGCCCGGAGAAAGGUGGGGGAUCGGCGGCAGCAGCUGCAGCCCCUCUCCCUCCCUUGCAGGCAUGUAACGAGUUCACUACACACGUGAUGAACCUGCUCCGAGAGCAGAGCCGGACACGUCCCAUUUCUCCCAAGGAGAUCGAGAGGAUGGUGGGCAUCAUCCAUCGGAAAUUCAGCUCGAUCCAGAUGCAACUCAAGCAAAGCACUUGCGAAGCAGUAAUGAUUUUGAGAUCCAGGUUCCUCGAUGCCAGACGGAAAAGGCGCAACUUCAGUAAACAAGCCACAGAAAUCCUGAACGAGUAUUUUUACUCCCACCUCAGUAACCCCUACCCCAGUGAAGAAGCCAAAGAAGAGCUGGCAAAGAAGUGCAGCAUCACGGUAUCGCAGGUGUCCAACUGGUUUGGCAAUAAGAGAAUCAGGUACAAGAAGAACAUAGGGAAGUUCCAGGAAGAAGCCAACCUCUAUGCGGCCAAGACGGCCGUGACCGCAGCGCACGCCGUGGCCGCAGCCGUCCAGAACAACCAGACCAACUCCCCCACCACCCCAAACUCUGGUUCUUCUGGUUCUUUUAACCUCCCAAAUUCUGGGGACAUGUUCAUGAACAUGCAGAGUCUGAAUGGGGAUUCUUACCAGGGGUCCCAAGUCGGAGCCAAUGUGCAGUCACAGGUGGAUACCCUGCGUCAUGUUAUCAAUCAGACGGGAGGAUACAAUGAUGGCUUGGGAGGAAAUUCACUGUACAGUCCACAUAAUUUAAAUGCGAACGGAGGCUGGCAGGACGCGACCACUCCAUCUUCCGUGACGUCCCCGACAGAAGGGCCGGGGAGCGUGCACUCUGAUACCUCGAACUAAUCUCCUAGCAACACUUUUUCCCUGAGCUGAGAUGCCUUGAUUAGCGCAUUCGGAGGAGCAGGAGAAAAAGGAAAGAGUUUUUUGUAGCCAACCACCUACAGCUUUACUGUAAAACCUUGUCUUACUAGAAAACUUGGUAAAUCUGUUUUUUAAAGGUAUCAUAAUCAUUUGUAUUUAUACUUAAAACACACAAUGUUAAAAAGCACUUUAUCCGAUUAGGCCAAGAUUUAGCAUUGUUUAUAGUCCUGUAACUAUUUUAUCAUAAUUUAUUAUCAGCAGUUUUAAUGAUGUUGGUCUACCAGUUGCCAAUGACUUGGCCUUAAGGGUAAAAGUACAGUGUGAGCUUAACCUCAUGGCAGGAGCAGGC